This is a messenger RNA of Entrophospora sp. SA101, 330 nucleotides long. The record is from the annotation of a GenBank genome assembly. Lineage: Eukaryota; Fungi; Glomeromycota; Glomeromycetes; Entrophosporales; Entrophosporaceae.
AUGUUAAAAGAUGGUGUUAUUAAACAGAGUUAUCAUAGCAAAUAUUCUUUUUCAUAUGCUUCACUUCUUCAUAUGCUUCACAAAAAGUUACAUUUUAUGUCAACUUCUUCCUCAACAACAACAUCACUGUCACCAUUUACAAUACAAGUGAUAGAGGUUACUCGAAGAUCGUCAAAUAAUCAACAACAACAACGAGAAGAAGCUGGUUUAGUAGUAAAUAUUAAUUUAGAUGCUUUAAAUGUUUCUAAAAAAAGUCUAAAUCCUUUAAUUGAUAGUACCAAAAAUAAUGGAAUGACCUUAGCGAUAAUGAACGUUUCUAGAACCAUCUGA